AUGCGUUUUCUGGCUAUUCUCACCUUUCUCAAGACCUCAAGGGCCCUGCUUGUACCUUCUCCGCCAGGCCCCUAUGAUGUCGCCGUCAAAAACUUUGAGCUAGUCGAUACAAACCGUAUCGACACCUUUGCCCCCAAAACCAAUGCCAAGCGCCGUCUCAUAGUCUCGGCCUACCUCCCUAUCGACACCCAAUACGGCUGUAAAGAUGAGACUGUUCCGUAUGUGCCUACCCUUACAGCAAAGGCCUAUGGCAAGGUGGCUGAAACUCUUGGCCUGCCCGACAACAUAGUCGAGGACUUUGAGAUGAAGGUCUGCAAUAUCUUAAGUGUCAAGCCAAAGAGGUUCCACAAGCCGAAGAAGGAAUAUCCCGUCGCGCUUUUCUCACCAGGUUAUCAAGGUUCAAGGCUUGUGUACGGGGCCAUGGCAAGGUCACUUGCAAGUCUUGGGUAUAUCAUUCUCACCGUGGACCAUACUUAUGAAGCCUUCGUGGUUGAGUUCCCUGAUGGGACGGCUGCAACUGCUGCUGAGUUUCCGGAUAACAUGAACUCGACGUAUCGACAGCUCGAGGUCCGAACUAAAGAUGAGUCCUUUGUCAUCUCUCAACUCUGCAACCAUACGCUCGUGGAGCAGGUCUUCAGAGACUUCCCCGGUACCUUUAACCCUCACAAAGUUGCGGUAUACGGGCAUUCCUUCGGUGGAUCAACUGCCGCCGUCACAGCCCAGCGUGACCGUCGUGUCAUUGGAGGUCUCAACUUUGACGGUCCAAUGUACGGUUCCGUAGUUGAACAAGGCCUGAAGCGCACGCCUUACAUACUUGUUGGAACAAACAUGACGUCUGAUCCGGUUCCUGGUUGGAAUGCAUUCUACAAAAAGAUCGACGCUCCCAAGAUGGAGGUGGUGGUGAAGCACACGCGUCACUAUGCAUUCACAGAUGUUCCGUUGCUUUUGACCGAGUUCAAGAUUCCGUCCGAGUCAGAAGCUAUGGUGCAUGAGGUAUUUGGGACACUUAGUGGAAGAAAGGUUGAGAAGGCGGCGAAUGAGAUUAUGGUGGGGUUCUUGGACCUGGUGUUCAAGAAAAAUACCAAGAAGCUCAACGCUAUCGGCAACAAUGACGGUAUCAAUGUUCUUCAGCGUGAUCUUGCAUAA
Fusarium musae is the source of this 1146-nucleotide messenger RNA. RefSeq lists its product as uncharacterized. The record is from RefSeq and is a predicted model, not a curated record. Gene Ontology annotation, molecular function: 1-alkyl-2-acetylglycerophosphocholine esterase activity. The transcript is spliced from 2 exons. NCBI's taxonomy places the organism in Eukaryota, Fungi, Ascomycota, Sordariomycetes, Hypocreales, Nectriaceae. Bases 1 to 1146 code for a protein of 381 amino acids.